This is a messenger RNA of Helianthus annuus (common sunflower), 942 nucleotides long. Its product is annotated as remorin. Lineage: Eukaryota; Viridiplantae; Streptophyta; Magnoliopsida; Asterales; Asteraceae. Bases 149 to 751 code for a protein of 200 amino acids. The transcript has 5 exons. The record is from RefSeq and is a predicted model, not a curated record.
AUGUGUAUAGAGGUCAUGAAUUAAUCAAAUCGGGCAAUCUAUAACAAUCACUCCAGCUUGUCCUCUCCUAUACGACACUCUCUCUCUCACCCACCAUAAUAAUAUCUCUCUUCUUCUUUUUCAAUCAUUCACUUCCGAUAAUAAUAACAUGGCACCAGCUGAAGAAGAAUCCAAGAAGCCGGAGGAGGUCGUACCCGAAUCUCCGGCAGAGCCACCACCACCACCACCUGCCCCCGCCCCCGCCGUCGUGGUAGAGGAGGAGAAAGCCAUCGUCCCAGUUGACCCACCGGUCAUUGAAGACAAACCCGCCGAUGAUUCCAAAGCCCUCGCCAUCGUUGAAAAACCAGCUGUUGAAGACAAAUCUGCUGAGGGUUCUGUACACAGAGAUGCUGUACUUGCUAGAGUUGCAACUGAGAAGAAAGAUGCUUUGAUUAAAGCAUGGGAAGAAAGUGAGAAGUCCAAAGCUGAGAACAAAGCUCAGCAGAAGAUAUCUGCCAUUGGAGCAUGGGAGAACAGCAAGAAAGCAGAUCUAGAGGCUGAACUCAAGAAGAUUGAGGAAAAUUUGGAGAAGAAAAAGGCGAAAUAUAUUGAGAAAAUGAAGAACAAGAUAGCUCUACUCCACAAAACCGCAGAAGAAAAGAGGGCGAUGACAGAAGCCAAACGUGGUGAGGACCUCUUGAAAGCGGAAGAGGUGGCGGCUAAGUGUCGGGCUACGGGAACUACCCCAAAGAAAGGAUGGUUUUCAAGCUAAAUGUGUAUUCGUCGUAAUUCGACUCUGUUGCAUUUGUAAAUUCUAGUUUUGGGAUUUCAUAGAUGUGUGUUUUCUUGUAUGUUGAAAUAUUGGUUUAAUGCUUGAUUACUUGGUGUGCAUAGUACUUAAUAUAUGUGUAUAUGCAUCAUUUGUAAGAAACAAGUUUGAAUGUGAUGUUUAUGUUCCAUGAA